Molecule: messenger RNA, 8689 nt
Organism: Oryctolagus cuniculus (rabbit)
Lineage: Eukaryota; Metazoa; Chordata; Mammalia; Lagomorpha; Leporidae
Source: RefSeq, a predicted model, not a curated record
GCAGUUGCAGUGUCGCAGAAUGGCUGACCUCAGUCUUGCAGAUGCACUAACAGAGCCAUCUCCAGAAAUUGAGGAAGAGAUAAAGCGGGACUUUAUUGCCACGCUGGAGGCAGAGCCCUAUGAUGAUGUUGUGGGAGAAACUGUUGGAAAAACAGACUAUAUUCCUCUCAUGGAUGUUGAUGAGAAAACAGGAAACUCAGAGUCAAAGAAGAAAACAUGCUCAAAUACUAGCCAAGUUGAAGGUUCUCCAUCUUCUAAGCCAACAGUGCUAGCCAACGGUGAUCAUGGAAUAGAAGGGAAUGAUACUACAGGAUCUUCAACUGAAUUCCUUGAAGAGAAAAUGGGCUACCAGGAAUAUCAGAACAGCCAGAACUGGCCUGAAGAUACAAAUUUUUGUUUCGAGCCUGAGCAAAUGGUGAAUCCUGUCCAGAACGAUCCCUUCAAGAUGCACCAUGAUGAUGGCCUGGCAGAUUUGCUGUUUCUCUCUAGUGGAGCAGCCAAAGCUUCAGCAUUUACAGGACAAAAUGACCCUCUGAAAGAUAGUUAUGGUCUGUCUCUCUGUGAUACAUUGGCUCCUGAAACUGUUGCACCUGAACGGUGGUCUGUAGACGCCCCAAAUACUCCACACUCAGAAUCCCUCAUUUCCUCAGAGGACAUUAUAGAACCCCUGCAGGCAGCAGAGCAAGUUGAGGAAAUAGAAAUAAUAUCAGCAGAAGAGAGGCCACCAACAAAAUCACUGGAAAUAGGAUUGGGACUGAAGAGUACUGACGUGGCACCAGCCACAGAAGCAGAAAUGACAUUGGCUAAAGAUAUGGAACCACCCACCUUAUCUGAAAUGUCCUUAGCCAAGGACAUGGCACCAAUCAUAGAAUCAGAGAUGGCAUUGGCUAAAGAUAUGGAACCACCCACCAAAUCAGAAGUGGCACUCUCUCAGGACAUGGCACCAACCACAGAAUCAGAGAUGGUAUUGACUAAAGAUACAGAACCACUCACCAAAUCAGAAGUGGCAUUGGCCCAGGACUGGACACCAGUCACAGAAUCAGAGAUGUCAUUUUCUAAAGAUACGGAACCAUCCACCAAAUCAGAAGUGACACUGGCACAACCAUCCAAUGAACCAGAUAUGGUCUUCUCCAAGGACAUGGUACUACCCAACGAAACAGAGGGGACCCAAGUUAAAGAUGUUGUGUUACCCAGUGAAAUAGAGGUCACCCCAGCAAAGGAUGCGACGCUAUUCAAAGAAACACAGAGGACACCAUCUAUUGAAAUGGACUUGGACCCACCAGAGGGCGUGGUGCCAUCCAAAGAAAGAGAGAUAGUCCCAGAAGUAGAGAUGGCACUGAAGAAGGACAUUGUAUCAUCCACAGAAAUACCCUCAACCAAGGAGAUGACCUUGUCUGGGGAUGUGACACCACCCCCAGAAACCAAGGUGAUCUUAAUGAAAGAUACAGAACUUCCCCUGGAAAAAGAGGUAGCCCCAGUCAAGGACAUGGCUCCAACCCCAGAAGAAACAGGAAUGGCCCUAAUCAAGGAUGUGACAAUGCCUCCAGAAACAGGGGUGACACAAGUCACAGCUCUGACUCCAUCCGCAGGAAAAGAGGAAGCCCCAGUCAAAGAUGUAACUCUAAUUCCAGAAACAGAAGUGGCUGUGUCUAAAGGCCUUACUGCACCCCCAGAAGCAGAGAUAGCCCUGUCUAAGGAUGUGGCUCUUUCCUCUGGAAAAGAGGUGACCCUAGUCAACAAUGUGACUCCUCCCAAUGAUGUUGCACCACUCUCAGAAAUAGAGGUGGCACCAGUUCCAGUUAAAGACAUGGAAAUUACAAAGACACAGGAAGGAAUGAGCGAGGAUUCCCAGUUAGAACCUCUCCAGCAUGUGGGGCAAUCAACUGUGCCCGCUUCUGUGAUUGCACCAGAACUAGUCAUACCUGUGGGCCAGAAGUACAGCUUGCCAACAGAUGGAGAAUCUGUGUUAGAGAAACUAGAGCAGAAGAAACCAUUCAGCAGUCAGCCUUCUGAACUUUCUCCAGAGACCUCAGGUACCCCUGCCACACAAGCCAAACAAGUUUGCAGACCCAGUGCGCGCAGGUCUACCCGGCCCAAGCCUGCCAGGCUCCUGCCCGAGCUGCUGGGAGGCUCUCCUCCCCAGAAGACUCUUGAUCCCAGGCUGGGCCCCUGCCCUGUGUCUGAGUCGGGUUGGGUCUCCAGCUCAUCUUCCAGUGGUGAGCCUGGGAACCAAAGGAGAAGUGUUCACGUUGACUUCCUUGAACCCCAGAGGGAUCCUGGCAGGGAAUCCUGGGAUAUGGAAAGCACUGCAGUGAUGAUGAAGAAAAAGAAGAAGAAAUCAAAGCAAAAGAGAUACUGUCAGCCCCGGACUGGAGGGUCUUGGGAUGAUGACAAUGCAGAUGAGCCUCAAAAUCUUCGCUUUGCAGCUGACCCACGAAAAUCUGCUGUUCUCCCCAGCCAGUCUGUCACUAUGGGCGCAGAAUGCAGACUUGUAUCCAAAGAAAACUUGGAAAGUGUAGCUGACUCCAGAGCAACCAAACUGGUACCCGAGAACUUUGUCUCAGAGGGUCUCCAAAUUCCCUUAUGUCCUUCCGAAGAACCUCCAAAAACUUCAGUAAACUCUCAGGCAAAGUUGGAAGUAGAAGAUGAGGGCAAAUGUAACAAGUCUGUCCUGCAGAGCCAAGACAAUAAAUCGCUGCAGCAAGAAGCACCCAGACCACAGCCUGCACCCCACCUGAGGGGCUCUGUGAAUGAAAGCCCUCUCCAUCUGAAAGGAUCCCCAACAGAAUUUUCUGCACCCAAAGUAGAAACUCUUUUAGAGGUCAUACCCAAAGAAGGUGGUUCUCCAAUCUUGGACCAAGAAAUUAUAGUUGGAGUUUCAAAACUCACAGCAGCAAAAGAACUGCCUAAUUCGAUGCCUACUUUGACAACAAGUAAUCAGUUAGAAAGCAGUGUAAAGGAAGGGAAUGAUGAAAGUAAAGUGACUACACUGAAGAAUGUCAAACAAAAAGAAUUUCCUGAAGGAGCGGAGGAGGUUAAAGGACUAAAAAAGAAAGCAUUUCCCAAGCGAAGAGAGGAGAUCAGCAUCUUUGCAUCUGAGCAGCUGCAGGGCCAGGUGUUUGUUCAGGGCUCUGGGCUAGGGAAUGAGCCAUUUAAGAGAGUUUUAGGUGAUGGCAAAAGCAGGAAAGGCAGGACAGGGUCAGGAAAAAUGAAAGCAAAUUCAGGGAAGUUAAGAGAGAAACCUGAGCAGGCAUUGUUUCUGGACAGCCAGAAGGAUGGCAGGGCUGUUGUUGCGCCAACCGAGCCAAUUCCUAAAACUGAAGGAGUGACUGCCAGGGAUACAAGUGAGGAGCUGGGCCUGGACCCUUCAAAGCAGACUGGGGCCAGGACUGAUGCCACUGAGACAGUGGUGAUGAGGGAGCAUGAGGAAGCUACUGACCCGAGGGUAGCAGACAUACUGCAGGCAUUGAAUUCUUUGGAAAAUGGAUCCAGCAUGACUGAAGUUUCUGGUUCUGGGACAGAAAAAGGAGCUAUAGAUAAAGAUAUGGGUGUUAGUAACCAGGGCAGAGAAGGAAAGUGUCCUUGGAUGGAUCAUGAGGCACUUUCCUGCAUUUCUGAAAAGCCUAAGAAGAGAGGUCAUGAGGGCAAAGCCAAAAAGUUUAAAACUGAUUAUUCCCUACAGCCUGGUAGAAAGGAAAGCAGGGAAGAUAACCUCAACCCUCUGGUAGUGGAAGAUAGAGAUGCCACUGAUGGUGUUCCCCAUAAAAACAAGGAAUUAAACCCCAUUUUCCCCAAAAUGCAUGAUCCUUUUUUCUCACAUACACCAUUGGUUGACAGCAUGGGCAGAAAUAUUGAGGUUAAUUAUGCUGAGCUUGGGAUUCUUGAGGGGAACAAAACAAAAACAAUCAAGGAUUCUGCUAUUACUGAACCAGCUGCCAAGGUGACAGAUGUGAGCUGCCAAGGGCAAAUCCAAGGGGCAGGAUUUGUUCUUUCAGCACUGUCUGAGGAGAAUAAAACAGAUGCAGCCAAAGGACACAUUGCAGUGGCUGACAAACCAAAUAAAAGUAGUAGUGGUGGAAAAAGUAAAAAGGUUAAAAAUAGUUUUCCUGAGAAGCACAUUCUGGAGAAUAAGAUAGAUGUAGCAGAAAUACAUGUUCCCAUGGAAACCGCAGAGGACCACAGAAUUGAAGGAAUGGGCUACGUAGACGAAAAUAGAAAUAUUACAUUUACCUGUCCCAGAACACCAUCAGGGCUAAUGGAUAAGUCAGUGUCUCUAGAAGCUGUAGAAUCAGCAGCCUGUGAAAAACUUCCCAUUCCUAUUCCUCAAGCUGUGAAAGAAGGUGGUUCCUUUCUAGACACCUCAGGAAAAAGUGGGCAAGCGAUAACCCCAGCCCAGGUUUCCAAAUUGUUAGCAGUAGAUGAGUCUAACAAAGAUGGAGUCCCAGGUCCAGAAAAGCCCAAGAUUCCCUCUGCUGUUAAACCUCCUGCAAGCACAGGAGGACUUGCCCUGACUUCUACUGCAACUGUGGAAACAGUUAAUAGUCAUGGAGACCAUUGUCUUAAGGAUAAAGGUGAACUUGCUGAUCCCAUAAAAAAUGAAGCACGGGUAGGUAUAGGGCAUGUGGGAGGAGAAUCUGGGUCAUUGCACACUGAUGCAUCUCAGCAUUCAGUGGAGAAAGUCACAGAGAAAGCAAAAGGGCACCUUCUUCCUGGAAUUCCAGAGGACCAGAGCCUGCCAGGAAAGGUCAGAGUCCCAGAAGCAUAUGCAGAUAGGGUUAAUUUCCCCACAUAUCCAGUAAGCAAAGAGGAGACUGAGGAAGCUCCUGCUCCAGUUCAAACUGCUGAGUUACUGGGAGACAAUGGACACAAACUCAGCAUUUGUGAGGGCCCAAAUGCUGAAGAUAAAGAUUCCAAGGGCGCAGAUAGUUUGAAUAAAGAGGUAGAUGUGACUCUUUCACCUCCAAAAAGUGAAAAGGAUCAAUUAGAAGAAAUUAGUCUGGCUUGUGAAAUCACAGAAUUGGAAUGUGUUUCUUUGCCGACACCAGAGCUUCCAUCAGGUAUUUUCCAUGGUAAAAGUGCAGCUCCGCCAGGAGUGGCGGAUGUAUUAGAAAUGACUGCUUCCAAGGGUUUUCAACUCCCAGAACUCAAAGAAAAGAUCCUGGAGUCAUCGCAGAACAUGGCAGAAAAUUUUGAACCAAAGACAUUGGGUGAAAGAAAGAAGGAAGAUAAAAGAAAGGCAGAACCCUUGAAAGGCUACAUGAGGCCUACCAAGUCCCGAGGACUUACUCCUGUUUUGCCAAAGCCUGCAGUCCAGGAACUAGAGAAAUCCAAGCAGCUGAAAUCCAGUGGAAUAACCCGACCAGACGAAGGACGGACUGCUGUGAGUGUGACCGGAAAUGACAUCACCACCCCACCAAGCAAGGAGCUCCCACCAAGCCCAGAGAAGAAGGCAAAGCCUUUGGCCACCACUCAACCUGCAAAGACUUCAACAUCGAAAGCCAAAACACAGCCCACUUCUCUCCCUAAGCAGCCAGCUCCCACCACCACUGGUGGGACGAAUAAAAAACCCAUGAGCCUUGCUUCAGGCUUAGUACCAGCUGCCCCACCCAAACGCCCUGCUGCCACCACUGCCAGGCCUUCCAUCUUACCUGCAAGAGACGUGAAGCCGAAGUCCACUGCAGAGGCAAAGACUGCUGAGAAGCGGACAUCCCCAACCAAACCGGCCUCUGCCCCAGCCCAGAGACCUGGAUCCAAGAGCACCCAGACUGUUCCAAAAACCACAACACCUGCCACUCCUGCUUCAGCUGGGCAAAGCACUAAGAGCCCCCCAGCACCUCUGCCUAAGAGGCCCACUACCAUCAAGACUGAGGGGAAAACUGUAGACGUCAGGAAGAUGACUGCAAAGUCUGCACCAGCGGACUUGAGUCGUUCUAAGAGCACCUCCACCAGUUCUGUGAAGAAAAGUACCACUCUCACUGGAGCACCCCCAGCAGGAAUGGCUCCCACUCGAGUCAAGACCAUCCCCACAGCACCCCGGCCUUCCGUGACUCCUUCUCUUGACAAGAAGCCCACCUCUGCCAAGCCCAGCUCCUCUGCCCCUAGGCUGAGCCGCCUGUCCACUACUGCUUCUGCCCCCGAUCUGAAGAAUGUCCGCUCCAAGGUGGGCUCCACGGAAAAUAUCAAGCAUCAGCCUGGAGGAGGCCGGGCCAAAGUAGAGAAAAAAACAGAGGCAGCUGCUACGGCUCGAAAGCCUGAACCCAGUGCAGUCACUAAAGCAGCCGGCCCAAUUGCGAGUGCACAGAAACCGCCUGCUGGGAAAGUCCAGAUAGUCUCGAAAAAAGUGAGCUACAGCCAUAUUCAGUCCAAGUGUGGUUCCAAGGACAAUAUUAAGCAUGUCCCUGGAGGUGGUAAUGUUCAGAUUCAGAACAAGAAAGUAGACAUCUCUAAGGUCUCCUCCAAGUGUGGGUCCAAGGCUAACAUUAAGCACAAGCCUGGUGGAGGAGAUGUCAAGAUUGAAAGUCAGAAGCUGAACUUCAAGGAGAAGGCCCAGGCAAAGGUGGGAUCCCUCGAUAAUGUGGGCCACCUGCCUGCGGGAGGCGCUGUGAAGAUUGAGACCUACAGGCUGACGUUCCGGGCAAACGCCAGGGCCCGCACCGACCAUGGGGCCGACAUUGUCUCCCGCCCUCCCCACUUCCCUGGCGGCCCCAGCUCGGGCUCCCGGGCUCUUGGUCCCCUUUCCCGGGCUGUCCACUAGACCUAGGAGCGCUUGGGUGCCGAGCCGCCCUUCAGGCCCCCUUCCCUCCUGCCACGCUUGCCCAGGGCAGCAGCAGCAGCAGCAGCAGCAGCAGCAGCCCCCACCCCCCAUAGCUCCCUCCACUCUGCCCCAGGCCACUCCCUGCUCUGCUCCCACACCGUCGCCAUCACCUUGCCACUGCUCCGUGGAGAUUGGGAGGGGUUUGGAGGGUGGAGCUAAGUUGGCAUUUAAGGGGACUGGGGGGAGGGGGCGCAGAUUCCAGCCUCCUCUGUUUGGUUAUUUUUGGACCAAACCCUGAAGAAACUGACAUACCCCCUGCUCCCUGGGUCCACCUGGAGGAAGAGUGGAGGUGGAGUCCGUGUGACGGUCAAGUGCCGACUAUGUCCCCUGGAGCCCAGCAUGGCACGCGCUGCCCUGCCCCAGGUUAGGGCAGUGCUGCCUGUCCCCACUGCUUACUGUGCCUGCCCAGCUGCUCCCACGCAUUCUCUAGUUUUAUUUUUCUUCUAAUAACCUAGAAACUGGUGGAGUAGUUUUGCAGGUUGAAGCCAUGUCUCUGAAAGUCCUCAGCAGGUGUAGAAGGAAAUGGGGGAAGGUCCUUAAGCCUCCACCCAGGAGGAUGUCGGGCAUCGGUGGGUGGGGGGUGGGCUGCCCUGCUGUGGGCAGCCUGGCAGCCCGGAGGUGUAUGGGCAGGAAAGCAAGGUGUGCAGGGGCUGCGGCCUGAUGAACCAGUCAGGCACGUGAGGGGCCGCUCAGUGUGGCCUGGUCGUGGUGGCAUUGUGUGUUUGCUGCUUUUCUAACCAAGAGGCUGGUUGGCAUCUCUGUCUCAUUCCCUGGGAUGUGGAACACAGGGCAGGGCUGCAGGAACAGGAAAGGGCCUUACUGCUCACGUUCCUCUAGCAGGCCUUGGGUGCUCAGGCCUUCUUUGUCCAGAACUUGUGUGACAGUGGGGAGUCAGGUCUGAGACUGAGGCCAUCCCACCUGCAGGCAGACUGGAGAGGCGGCCAAGCCAGCCUGUCUGGGGCAUCUCAGCAGGGCCCAGUCUACAGUCAAGGGGUAGCUGCAAUGCUGAGAAAUCCCAGGAAAUGUAUUGACACAGAUUCUUAUCUUAUUGCACUUGUAUUUUUUGUAUUAAAGUUUGCAUGGUUUCUAAUAAAGGAUUAAAACCGGAAUUUGCAGUGAAGUGGCCUGGGAGUUCCAAAGGACUUCUCUGGAGGGCACCUUCUGCAGUGCUCCCUUGCCCCAAGUGCCCCCACCUCCUGCUCUCCUUUGGGUCUCCAGCUGUCUCUGCCCCUGGCAUCCCCUGCAGCUGGAAGCGGAGGUUUUCACGCAGGUUCAGGUUUGCUCUUCAUGUGGCACGAGGGCAUCCCUAUGCCUUACAGCUCCCUCGUAUUUUGAGGCAGCAGUUUGUUUGCCUGGGGCAGUUUGAGACCAGCGCCCCAAGUACAAGCCAAGAAACCACAGUGACCUGGGGGAACCCCACUUCCCUCCCAGUCUGCAGGAUGCUUCAUCGUGCCUGGACCUUAAAGCUCCAAUGUUUGGUCAACAGGAGGAAGAGGAGUGAUCAAACUGGGGAGGGGGCACAGGAGUGAGGCUGAUUCCAAAGGUUCCUGCUGUUAUCCUGGAGCCACAAGGAUGCUGUUUCCUUUGGCCAAGAGUUUGAAAGAAUGGGGUGACCCAAGUAGAGAGCUCUUCUUAGAGGUUCACUGGUCACAGCUUCCUUGGAGGAUCCCAAAAAGGCAGAGAGCCUGAGGUGGCUGGCCUGACAGGUGGGGACCAGUGGCCACCGUGUGGUGUCUACUGCUCUGCAGCCACUUGAGGGUGGGACAUUUCUGUACUUCCCAAUUUGCUUAUGGCCAUGGCCCAGCCAUUCCCCAUGUCAACCUGACUCCACUGUAAUGAUUUCAAGAGUAAAUAAAGCUGCCUGAUGUCCCACCA